CAUGGCUUCUCCUUCUGUGUCAUCACAUUAGUGGAAUUUCUUCUCGGCCGCGUGGUCUGUCGCCGGGACGUUCCUGCCGCCCGGUGUCAUUUCAGUGCCUUGUUUCUGCAGACGUGGAUCGGGAACAGAAGAAGAAAGUAUCGGUUAAUGGGCAUUGAGGUCCCGCCGCCCCGCGGGGGUCCCGCCACCUUCUCUGAGCAGCUGGAAUCUGCCUCAUCUCUGACUCUGUCUGAAGAUCCAAUGGCGGAGGUGGUGGAGGAAAACGACCGCCACGAUGAAGUGUCUAUUUGCCUUUCUGAAGAAAGCUCCCAAGCGGACGAUGUGCACGAGGUGGGACGGAACGAGGACCUCGGCAUCAAGGAGGACAGUCAGGACAUGGCGCCUCCACACAGUGUGAAAGUGGAAGCCCCCGAGGAGGAGAUGAGCGACACCAUGGGCAAGUUUGACGUGGAACAGAUGCGAUCGCUCCUGGAUUAUAAGAAUGAAGAUGUGAGAUACAUGGAGAGCGAACUAGAAAGGUACAAACAGAAGUACACGGAGCUGCAGGCCUUCACCAGGAGCCUCAUACACACCAUACGAACCAACGACCGCGACCAACAACAGAUUCUGCUCUCGGAGCCGCCUCUAGACCUGGAUGACAUGGACUUCAGCCACAUGUCUCCGGACGCCGACGAUACCUCAUACAGCGUCUCCUCCAUGUCCGAAGGAACAGCCCAGACAUUGUGUGAACGGCCGGACUCCGGCCGCAAAGAACUGAUGGAUUUUACUAAAGUUUAGAAAAAGAAGAAAUAAUAAAAAAAUAAAAAAACUAAAAUUUUAAAAUCCUGUAACUUAUUUUCAUCAAGUGGAGAUAGAAUCUAUUUUGCAUCGUGGAAAUAUAAAUCAGAGAGGAAAUAAACGUCUAACAUGGAGGAGGCGUGCCGCACAGGCUUACUCGCGGACCGGGGGUCUCCAUCAUUCCUCCAAUCAGAGGCAGACAUUAAAGUCUAUUGGUGCCUGCCCCUUUAAGAGUGUUGCCCCCUGUCAUCCUGGAGUCCCCUCUUCCAUCAGCCUGGAACAUUCCUGCUCCUCAUUCUUUUUACUUGUAUCUGGUUCUAGGAAAGGUAGGUGACAACCAGCACAUCCGGUCACCCAGCUUUCCAGGAGUCCUGAUAGGCAGAUGCUCCGAUCCCCCCGACCUUCCAAGAGUCCCGAUGUGUGCGGCCGUUCUCCAGAAAUCUCCGGAUUAUCCAGGUCCUCACAUUUCUGGUUUCUACAAUGUAGCAGUUUGUGGCCAACUGUUUUCCCACGCCGGCAGUUGUCAGGCUUUGUGCAGUCAGUACAGAGGUCAGGGUUGUCAGGUUCUCAUGUUCUUGCCUAUAAUGAGAAUGUGCUGGA
Molecule: messenger RNA, 1377 nt
Organism: Bufo gargarizans (Asiatic toad)
Lineage: Eukaryota; Metazoa; Chordata; Amphibia; Anura; Bufonidae
Gene: HDX
Product: highly divergent homeobox
Exons: 5
Coding region: 148-777 (209 amino acids)
Source: RefSeq, a predicted model, not a curated record